Molecule: messenger RNA, 1553 nt
Organism: Paramecium sonneborni
Lineage: Eukaryota; Ciliophora; Oligohymenophorea; Peniculida; Parameciidae
Source: the annotation of a GenBank genome assembly
AUGAUUAAUUACUCUUAAAACAUAAAGCAAUAAAUUCAUACUCAAACUUAAUAAAAUAUUAUUGAAGAAGACAUUUGUUUUGACAGAUAUGGAGAUCUUACAUUGACAUAAUAAUAAUAAUAAAAUACAAAUAGAAAUUGGAUUAAAGUGUGUCAUAUUGAUUAAUCAACUGUUGGAAAUAAUAUUUUGCUUAGAGCUAGAAUCCAUAAUUCAAGAAUCUAAGGAAAAAUUGCUUUUCUUAUUCUAAGAGAAAAUUGGUAUACAAUAUAAGCCGUUUCUAUAAAAGGAGAUUCUGCUAGUUCACAAAUGCUUAAAUUCAUAGGAGGAAUCCCUCUAGAAUCUAUAGUUGAUGUAGAAGCAGUUGUUGCUGAACCCAAUUUUUAAAUUAAGUAUUGUACAUAAAAGGUAGAAUUACAAAUAAAAACUAUUCGAGUUAUAAGUAGAUCUGCUUCUAAACUUCCAAUUUAAAUAGAAGAUGCUUCGAAAAAAAUUGUAGAUUUUAAUUAAAAUUUAGAAUAUUAAUAUCAAAAUAAUUAACUAUCCUUAAAUUAAAGAUUAAAUAAUAGAGUUCUUGAUUUAAGAACUCCUGCUAAAUAAGCUAUAUUUAGAGUUUCAUCUGGAAUAUCAUUAUUUUUUAGGUAGUUUUUGAUUGAAUAAGGAUUUAUUGAAAUUCAUACACCAAAAUUAUAAGGAUAUACAACUCAAAAUGAUAAUAUUAAAAAUUUUAAACUAAAGUACUUUAAUUAAGAUGCUAUUUUAUCAUAAUCAUCUUACUUAUAUAAAUAAAUGAGUUUAAUGGGUGAUUUUGAUAGAGUAUUUGAAAUUUCUCCUGUGUUUUAAGCUAUUCAUGGUAAUACUAAUAGGGAAUUAUGUGAAUAUACUUGUAUGGAUUUAGAAAUGGUUAUUAAAGAACAUUAUACAGAAUUGUUAGAUUUGACUGAAGAAUUAGCUCUAUUUAUACUAAAAGAAAUUGAAAAAAGAUUUUAAUAAGAAAGUAAAAUCAUUUCAUAAUAGUUCUAAUUUGAACCUAUUACAAUUUCUUAACCAAUUAUAAGAUUGACAUUUUUAGAAGGAUUAAAAUUACUAUAAUAAUCUGAUAUUAUUAAACAUCCUAUAACCUAUAUGACAAUAUCGGAAUUAAAAUAAUUAGGCAAAUUAAUUAAAGAGAAAUUUGGAACCGAUUUUUUUAUUAUGCAUAGAUUUCCAAGAGAAUAUGAACCAAUCUAUGUUAUGCCUUGUAAAGAUAAUCCUGAAUUUUCUUUGUCUUAUGUUUUAUUUCUAAGAGGAGAAGCAAUUGCAUCAGGAAAUUAAAAAAUUCAUCAUCCAGAAUUAUUAUCUCAAUAAAUAUAAAAAGUAGGAAUAGAUUUUGAAUAAAAAAGAGGCUAUAUUAAUUCUUUUAAGUAAUAUAUUAUUAUCUAUUUAAAAGUUAUGGAGCUUUUCCUCAUGGAGGAUGUGCAUUUGGCUUAGAAAAAUUACUUUAUUUGUACUUUGAUUUAAAAAAUAUUAGAAACUCUUCUUUAUUUCCAAGAGAUUCAAGUAGAUUAUUUCCUUGA